This is a messenger RNA of Glycine soja, 2195 nucleotides long. RefSeq names its product lysM domain receptor-like kinase 4. The transcript has a single exon. Gene Ontology annotation, molecular function: protein kinase activity; ATP binding. The record is from RefSeq and is a predicted model, not a curated record. Bases 95 to 2053 code for a protein of 652 amino acids. Gene Ontology annotation, biological process: protein phosphorylation. NCBI's taxonomy places the organism in Eukaryota, Viridiplantae, Streptophyta, Magnoliopsida, Fabales, Fabaceae.
CAAACCACUACAACACACUUGUUCUCCAGAAAAAAGUGUUUGCAUUAAACCCUUUUGCAGCCAUAAUCUCUAUUAAUCCAUUAUCCAUCCUUCAAUGAAUCUCUUUCCUAUGAUCACAACAACAAUCUUCACUUUGAUUAUGUUAUGUAGCAUGUCAGUGGUGGUUCAUGUUCAGGGAAAGCAACCUUACGUUGGUUUGGCCACAACAGCAUGUGGCCAAACGGGAAAUUCAAACUCUAUGCGUGGCUACACUUGCAAUGGCGUGAAUCCUAGUUGCCAAGCUUACCUCACCUUCAGGGCUCAACCCCUUUACAACACUGUUCCCUCAAUAUCUGCUUUGUUGGGUUCAGACUCAUCUCAACUUUCUGUGGCAAAUUCUGUUUCUGAGGAUGGAACCUUUGAAACAAACAAGUUAGUGAUUGUUCCAAUCAAUUGCUCUUGUUCAGGUAACAACAACAACCAGUAUUAUCAGUUCAACACAUCCUACGAGGUUGAAAGAGGGGACUCGUAUUUUGUGAUCGCUAACAACACUUUUGAAGGCCUUUCAACAUGUCAAGCAUUGCAGGACCAAAACAACAUUCCCGAAGGAGACUUAAUGCCGGGAAAUGAACUCAUUGUUCCUCUUCGAUGCGCUUGUCCCUCGAAGAAUCAAACUGAGCAAGGUGUCAAGUACUUGUUGAGUUACCUUGUGGCUUCUAAUGACAUUGUUUGGCUCAUUGGUGAAAGAUUUGGUGUCAGCAGUGAGACAAUUGUUGAAGCUAAUACUCUUUCUUCUCAACAACCAAUAAUUCAUCCUUUUACCACACUUCUUGUACCUCUUCAAGACGAGCCCUCGAGUAAUCAAACUUCUGAGCCAUCUCCACCACCAUCAACACCUCCACCUCCGCCUCUAUCUUCUUCUAGUGGAAGAUCAAGCAAAACAUGGGUGUAUGCAGUGGUAGGAGUUGUUGGAGCUAUUGCAUUAAUAUCAUCAGUCCUUUGUGCCAUCGUUUUCAGGACGCGUUAUCUCAAGGGUGGUAAUAAAAGGAAAGAUGAUUCUUUGAUUGUGUCUGAUAGUUUUGUGGCUGUGGCUAUUGAGAAACCACAAGAGAAGAAGUUGGAAGAAGAAGAAUCUGAAAAUUUGGCAGAGAUCAUAUCUGGCAUAAGUGAAUCAUUUAAGGUGUACAGAUAUGAGGAACUGCAAAGUGCAACGAAUGGUUUUAGUCCUAGCUGCUGCAUCAAAGGGUCGGUUUAUCGCGGUUUCAUCAAUGGGGAUUUGGCUGCAAUAAAAAAGAUAGAUGGUGAUGUGUCAAAGGAGAUAGAGCUUUUGAGCAAAGUGAACCAUUCAAAUGUUAUACGUCUUUCUGGGGUUUGUUUUAACGGGGGCUAUUGGUAUCUUGUUUAUGAGUAUGCUGCUAACGGAUACUUGAGUGAUUGGAUCAACAUCAAGGGAAAGUUUCUGAGUUGGACACAAAGAAUUCAAAUUGCAUUGGAUGUUGCUACAGGACUUGACUAUCUUCAUAGUUUCACUUCUCCUCCUCAUGUACACAAGGAUCUGAAGAGUGGUAACAUUCUUCUGGAUAGUGAUUUCAGGGCAAAGAUUUCAAACUUUAGGCUUGCAAGGUCAGUGGAAAGAGAGGGUAGUGAGGGUGAUCAAUAUGUGAUGACAAGGCAUAUUGUUGGGACAAGAGGAUACAUGGCUCCAGAGUAUUUGGAAAAUGGUCUUGUGUCUACAAAGCUUGAUGUCUACGCAUUUGGGGUUUUAAUGUUGGAAAUGCUCACUGGAAAAGAUGUUGCUGAUGUUUAUGCAGAAGGAAAUAUUGCGAAUUUGUUUGAUGUUUUAAGCGCGGUGCUUGACGAGGAAGGUGAACAUUUGAGAUUGAGUGAGUUCAUGGAUCCCUCUUUGAAAGGAAAUUAUCCAAUGGAACUUGCUGUGUUUGUGGCUAGAAUGAUAGAAACUUGCAUAAAGAAAGAUCCAGCAAGUCGACCUGACAUGCACGAGAUUGUGUCAUCUUUGUCCAAAGCCUUGGAUUCUUCAUUGAGAUGGGAAACGUCUAUGGAAAGGAAGUUUUGAUUCUACAAAGGGUUCCUCAAUUAGUCAAUAAGCUGUUUUGUUAAUCACUUCCCUAUAUUUUCUCUCUUCUGUUUGUAAAUGUUGCUGUGUAUUGUAGGAUAGAAAGAUGGAUGAAUAAUAAUUUAUUUGAUCUUUAAUUUUU